Paramuricea clavata is the source of this 6775-nucleotide messenger RNA. The record is from the annotation of a GenBank genome assembly. Lineage: Eukaryota; Metazoa; Cnidaria; Anthozoa; Malacalcyonacea; Plexauridae.
AGCCAUACCUCAAAGAAGAAACCCUUGAAAAUACGACACAAAGAAUAAGACCAACAAUCCAUAGUAUUAUUAAUGCAAAAAGACCAGAGCCAAUUCCUAAAACUAAACCCAUAACUAGAUGUUAUCAUGAAACAAAAUCGAUCAUUUUUUCCAAAUUUGUUGCAAUUUUCUGUUUCUGUUUGUUUGUAUUCGAAUUCAAGCAGCCAUAUAUUUUCCGAUAAUGUACGAAACCAGGCCGACAUUCGACGUUCUGUGACGUUAUCCUCCUACGCAGGCAUCUUUUUGGGGUUUAUCCUGCGAAUGGGUGUUUGAGGCCGUGUAGUAAAGCACGAUUCAAGAUGGCGGCGUUUAUAUUGAGGCAAUCAUUUUGUCGUCUUGGUAAGUAUAUCAAGUUUUUAUUCUGUAACAUUUAAAGUUACUGCUAUCUUUUAUGAUAAUUUUUCAUACAAUUGUAUUAUACCAUGCUAGGUGCAAUUGCUUCGAGACAGAAGUCGUUUGCAACUUUACACAAUCUACAAAAUGGUCCACCUACUCUACCAUUUCUACGUUCAAGGUGUUUCCAAAAGUCAGGUACAUUUAUCAAGGCGUUGAUUAUAUUAUCCCGGUUUCCCGGGCUUAGAUGUUAACAAGUGAAAAUUGUCCGAGGAAACUUUUUCACGAGUUAAUAGUGUGUCGAGGUUUGCAAUAAUGUUCAAGAAAUCAUAUUCAUCUAAUUUUUACAGAUUUAAUAAAACUGCUUUAUCAGCAAGAUUAACAUAUCAAAUAAAAGAUUAAACACAAAAAUAAACACUUCCAUAAACAUGUCAAUUGUGGAAUUUUAUUUUUUUGUACUGUAUUGUACACCAUAUUUGAUGUGUUAUGUACCAGUCAAUUCCAACCAGGGCUCGAAUUUUAUCGCGGCAAUUGCCGUAGAGGGAGAACAAAAUGCCGUGGAUCAUUGCGGCAACGACGGCAAUUUUUUGCCGUAUAGUGCAAUUUUUAUACUAUUCACUGUCCAUUAAAGGGGAAGUCAAGUCCGUUCUGCGCAUCGGUUCUGCGCACAACAAUGUGAGGACCUCUAAUGUGAAAAUUGCCCAAAUUUCGAAUGUUUCGAAUUUUUCUGAACAUAAACUUUAUUUCAUAUUCAUUUAGAAGCAUAGCGAAUCAAAAUGCUGUUAGAUAUUCCGACAGUACAUCAUAUUUUAAAAGUUCAAAAUGUAAACAAACCGUUUGUUUACAUUAUGGACUUGACUUCCCCUUUAAUUACUAUUAUGAUACUUGAAUUCAGAUGUUGAUCAAAUCAUGCAUAAAUCGCUAUUUUAGUCUCAGUUUUCUUCGAAAAAACACACACUAAAGAAAUACGUAGACAUUUUCUAGCUUGUCAAAAAUCCAAGGUAACAAUAAAAUUAAAGUUUUAUUAUGUACAGUAAUUUGAAAAAAUGCCGUGGAAACUGUCAAAAUUGCCGUAGACAGCUGUUACGUUCGACGGCAAUUUUUAAUGCCAUUGCCGUCGAUUGAUUUCAGGGAAUUUCGAGGCCUGAUUCCAACUGCAAUCAUCCCCUCAGACUUCAUUAUUUGCAAAACGCGCACAGAAGAAAAUGUCUUUCAAAAUUGCACCAAAAGGGUGUGUCUGUCAAAAAUGCCCGCGGAAGAUCUUCCGUGCGCAGUGCAGAAAAUGCAGUCUGACCCCCCCCCCCCUGGGCGAACCACCGGGAAUGGGUCGUUCCAGAAAAGAUCCAUACCCCCCACAGAGGAAAUUUUUGCUGUCCAAAGGGGGAGGGAGGAAAAAUGUCUUGGGAUGUCCGAAGGGGGGAGAGGAAAAAUGUCUUAGGAUGUCCGAAGGGGGGGAUAGGAAAUGCGGAUAUACUGUAAGUUUGUCUGAAGGUUUGAGACUGUGAUCGGCGAUUAUAAUGAGCACACAUUUUUUGUCGGCUAUAUGUAGCUCUUAAACACCAGAACGUUUAUGUAACAGCAAUAAUUAUACGUCCAUGUAACUCGUAAGCAAAAUAAGCGGCCCACUUUUGCAUGCAUGGCCACCAAAAACUAACUCGCUGUAACAGCAUAUCCUGCAUGUUGAGAAUGAGUCGAAAAUUGACACGCUUUAUUUAUAUAAAAGUAAAGUUUUGCGGUUUGCAUUUGCUGCUCUAUUAAGUAGCAUCUCUUGGUAAGGUAUUCCAAGUUUGUUAGACUGCCUUUUGCAUUGUUGUAUGCUGCUUCAAGUAUGGCAGAAGGUGGUAAACAAUCUGUAAGAUGUAUAAAGAUGCUCUAGAAAGCUCACAGGCGGCCCAGACGUGUAUCAGUGUAUAGUAAAUAUAUCAUUAUAGAAUAUACCUCUGAGAAUAUACUAAACAAUAAAAUUUGUAAUGAAUUUUAUAUUUUAAAGUCAUCUUGCCCACUUUGAUUGUAUGUGAUCGUCCUUUAUUUCUGAGCGACUUUACAUUCGAUGCCUGCGACUGCCUUCAUAGGUGAUAGUAUUGAAAGCAAAGGCUAACGAUUCCAGUUCUCAAACAGCCGACACGAACAAUUCAAAUCGAAAAAUAUCCCCUUCAAAUUGCUUUGUUCCCGGUAAAACUUCGCCAGCGUAUAGAAUAAACACCCAUCUUUGAACAUACAAGGCAAUAUUAACACGUUCUGUAAUUUUUGCAAUGGAUUUUUAGCGAAAUGUUUCGAGACUAAAAUUCUGUGGAACUUAGAAAGACCGAUAAUUACUACGGCGCCCUGCUUGGCCACCUAGCCUCCUAUACCGUUUGGAUUGUCAGGGGGGGGGAUUCAAAUAAAAAACACCUAUUUUCGGGAACAGCCAGCCAAACAACGCCGCAAUACCGACUGUUUACAAUAUUUGAAAUCUGAUAUUGCAAUUUAUCAACAACAAAACUCUUUCGAUCGAUUGAUCGUAUAGUAUAAAAUAGAAAGAGAGCUGUAUACGAUCGAAAGAGUUUUGCUGUUGAUAAAUUGCAAUAUCAGAUUUCAAAUAUUGUAAACAGUCUGUAUCGCGGCGUUGAUUGGCUGGCUGUUGCCGGAAAUAGGUGUUUUUUUAUUUGAAUCCCCCCCUGACAAUCCAAACGGUAUAGGAGGCUAGGUGGCCAAGCAGGCGCCGUAGUAAUUAUCGGUCUUUCUAAGUUCCAUAGAAUUUUAGUCUCGAAACAUUUCGCUAAAAAUCCAUUGCAAAAAUUACAGGACGUGUUAAUAUUGCCUUGUAUGUUCGAAGAUGGGUGUUUAUUCUAUACGCUGGCGAAGUUUUACCGGGAACAAAGCAAUUUGAAGGGGAUAUUUUUCGAUUUGAAUUGUUCGUGUCGGCUGUUUGAGAACUGGAAUCGUUAGCCUUUGCUUUCAAUACUAUCACCUAUGAAGACAGUCGCAGGCAUCAAAUGUAAAGUCGCUCAGAAAUAAAAGACGAUCACAUACAAUCAAAGUAGGCAAGUAAAUAUGAUAUUAAAAUAUAAAAUUCAUUACAAAUUUUAUUGUUUAGUAUAUUUUAUAAUGAUAUAUUUACUAUACACUGAUACGCGUCUGGGCCGCCUGUGGAAAGCUUUAUUAAAGAUGAUUACGAUUUUUUGUGUGCAACCGCUGACAAAUUUUGUGCGACAGCAGCCAAGUCAAAUGCAUUGAAAUGAAUAUAAUUGGAAUGCUACCUUCAGAUAAACAUACUGCCUAUCUUUUUCUUGAAGCCAAAUAUUACUUUCAUCCAUGCGUGUCUGGAGGUAAGAUCACACAUGUUCAUAUCAUGAUUGACUGAUUGAACGCUCUCCCCAUUUGUGAAAGACUGGGACUGGCUUUCAAGUUUGGCUUCAAAUUUCCUGUUGGAGAUAACAUUCCAGUUAUAUUCAUUUCAAUGAUCAAAUGCCCGAUGGGGCGGGCUCAGGUUCGCAUCAAAUUCCCACCUGUGUGGGAUUAAACUCUGGUCAAAUCCCGGGAGUUGGCCCGGAGGGGGGAUGAUUGCAGUUGGAAUUGCCUGGUACAUUAAGUUGAUAUGAAGAUUUCACUGUCGCCUGUUAGACACCAAUUUUUUUAAAAAUAAAUAAUUUGAUUUGGUUUUAAGGUGGCUGGAUACAUUUUUAAAAAAAAUCAUGUGUUCAACACUUUGGCAUGUUCAUACUAUGUAUUUUAGAAUUUAUUCAGCAGAUAUUGAGGUUUUUAUAUCUUUUGCUAUCUCUACUUUCAAAUUAUAUUGGUUUUAGUAACAGAUAGUUCGUUGCUAUGACGACAUACGUGUAUGAAAUUCACUCGAAAAUGGCCUAUCGUCUCGUAUAGUUGGAAAAGAAGUAUGGUAACCCCCAAUUUUUUUUCGUGCAUUAUUUUACUUGGAAGAAAAGCUAACAAUUCGCAAAAUAUAAAAAAUUCUGUAAUGCCAUUUUUUGGAAAAUGCGAAAAUGACGUUUUGGCAUUACACAAAGUUUUUAGCUCUGCAAUAUAGCAUGCAAAUUUCGAACAUAGGUCACCAGACAAAAUAGAGAGAUAUAGUGCAUUGUUUAAUGUUUUUCUAAAAUGGAAAGUACAUAAAACCACAGGGAAGAGAUAUACAGAGAGGAAACAGACACCUCGAUAACCUGAAUUUUUGUGUCACGCGUUCCACGCACUUUCCACGCGCCACGCAAAAUCUUCCAGCCAGUGCCGUCGCUGAAAUUUCAUAGCAAAAGAUAGGGAAAAACGCCGUUCGAAAGGUGAAAAUCGCUUUUUCUAAAAAAAUGAGAUACCCAUGGAAGUUUUGUUCAAUAAAUUAUUGUAGAAUAACGGUAAGCGAUCACUUUCAUUGAUUUCUUUUUAUUAAAAGUGUUAACAUAACAUUUUAUUUUGCAAAAGUUUGUUUUUUUCCCUAUCUACUCCUUAUUAAAAUCGUGAGAAGCACUGGCUGGAGUUUCAGAUACUCAUAUAUAAAAAAACAAAGCAGCAAAUGAUAUAAAUUCCUCAAAAUAUAACUCUUGCAUAAAAAAACAUGAAUACUUCCAUAAUACGUAUAGUUUUUUCCCCUGCAUGGUCAAAAUUUGAUAAAAUAGUGAAUUAAUAUAAUUUUCUAUAGUUAAUAGACUGAAUAUAUCGGCGUGACACAAUUUUCCGCGUGUUUCCUCUCUGUACUAUCUCUUCUCUGUGAUAAAACGCUAUAGAACACGCGCAAUGACGUGAGAUGGCGCGAGCAACUGCUCGCGUCAGGUCAUUUUGGAAGUUCUUUCAUUUCGUUUAUAGCACCCUGAUUUCGUUAAUCAGUUUCCGCGACCUGCACGUAAAAAUGGUCACUCGGUUUUGUUCGCGAUUCUUUGGCAGGAUUUUUGUGAUAACUAUAUCGAGCCACCUUAAGGCAUGAAGAACAGGAAAAAAUUAAGCCUCUUGACUCCUUAAAUUGGAAACACAAUUAAGUUAGUAAAAACACUUGUACGGUACAUCUGAACUAUCUCAGACAGUAUAUUUUAAUAAAAGGCUUUAGUGCAGUGUGCUCUAUCAUGUGGUUAUGACAAUCAUCAUGUUUCAUAUGUUAACACUAGUAGACAUAUACCUGCAAAGUUCUCCAUAAUAUCGUAAUGUGCAGGCGUAACUACUCAUUGAUGUGUUAAGUUGAUAUGAAGAUUUCACUGUUCGCAACUUGUGUUAGCCACCAAAAUUUAUAAUGAUUUGAUUUUCGAGUAUUACAUAAUUGAGCUGUAUGAUAUAAUAUUUGAUCAUAUUUUGUAAUUAUAGUCUUUCCAUUGGUUCAGAAGAAUUCUAUUCAUUCAAGUUGUGUUCUGCAACAGCAAACAGGUGUUUAAUACAUAUUACUUAAAACAUCAUCCUCAAGAUAUUCCCCCAUAAAGGGAAAUUAUCCUUCUUUUUGUCAUGAUUUUGGGUGAAAUGCUGAUUGCUGUUCAAUAGGAAUGUUGAGUAUACCGAUAUACCGAAAAUAUUGGUAUUGAAACCAACAUCGGUUUAUCGGUAUCAGUUUUUCAGUCGUUUCAUUUUUGUUUUACUCAAAUGUAAAGUAAAAAAAGUAGACAUUUCGUCUUAAAAAUAACGUCAACGUACAGCUUCGAAAUUAUCGUAAACGGUGUUUCCACUUUUCAAGUUAUUCAAUUAGCCUUUUCUCAAAAGAGAUCACAGUGCAUUCUGGGAUCGUUUGGAGGGACAAAAUAUAUGGUGACACUCAGUGACAGGCGUCAAACAUGUGAAAGAGUAGAAGUAUCUACUAUCAAAUAUCAACUUUUUAGACAACAAAAAAUGAAUUAUCUCCUUUUUACAAACAGCUGGGAAAUUUGUUGUCGCUGUGCAGAAAAAUUGCUGGCGCACGCGAUAUUUUACAAAAAUUGGAAAAUUUGAAAAAACAACACGAGUGAAAUUUCAACUGAUGAUUUUGCAUUUUUAAGACGGCGAUCAAGGAAAUUAAAUUGUUGGAAAAACUUCACUAACAUCUCAAGUAUUGAAAGCAUCUACAUUACCAAAAAUUUAAUUGUGGAUUGAUUCAAAAUUUAGGCGAUAAAGUUACAUAGCUAGGAGUUGGCUUUUGUGCUUUUCGAAUAUUAGUUUUCAUUCGCAGAUUACCAUAACUUGUUGACCUCAUGGGUGGCAAAAUCGACAUAAACGUAAACUUCUAACCAAGAGCUAUAAAACAAAUAGCUUUUCAAAAAGAUAAACUUUAUUUAGUCAAAAGGUUGAGGGUAAAUAAACAUGCUACUGCGUGGUAGUGAUUUCGAAGCAACUUUGUCACAUAUAUUUUAAAAAGUGUGAUAAUGAAUCAAAUUUUGCUUUUUGCAAUCUCGAAAAGGUAUGAAAAUUAUUUAAAUAUUUAAGGUUUCCGUGUUUCUAAAGUAUUUUUUUGAGAAAAGUAAAAAUU